Molecule: messenger RNA, 870 nt
Organism: Cladophialophora carrionii CBS 160.54
Lineage: Eukaryota; Fungi; Ascomycota; Eurotiomycetes; Chaetothyriales; Herpotrichiellaceae
Exons: 1
Coding region: 1-870 (289 amino acids)
Molecular function (GO): epoxide hydrolase activity
Source: RefSeq, a predicted model, not a curated record
AUGUACGCCAAGCUCCCCAAUGGAAUCCGAGUCUUCUAUCGCGAAGGCGGCUCUCCAAGCAACCCUACUAUCCUCCUGCUUCAUGGGUUUCCUUCCUCCUCCCACCAGUAUCAAAAGCUCAUUCCCAUCCUGUCGGCAAAAUAUCAUGUUGUUGCUCCUGACCUGCCUGGAUUUGGCUUCACCGAGAUUCCUUCGUCCUUGGAUUUCAAGUACACUUUCGCCAACUUCGCGACCACCAUUGGUUCGUUCCUCGACGUUCUGAAGAUCGAGAAGUUCGCGGUCUAUGUCUUUGAUUAUGGUGCCCCAACAGGCUUUCGACUCGCCCUGGAGCGACCACAAGCCAUCACGGCAAUCAUCUCACAAAAUGGCAACGCCUACGACGAGGGCUUGGCUGCUUUCUGGGAUCCUAUGAAGCAGCUAUGGGCAUCCGCGGCCGGGUCUGACGAGGACAAACAACUCCGGGAAACGAUAAAAGGGGCGAUCCUUACCUUUGAAGCCACCAAGUGGCAAUAUCUCAAUGGCGAGCCCGAGGCAGAGAUGAUUGAUGAUCCAGCAGCGUACUACCUCGACUACGCUCUUCUUUCCCGUCCAGGCAACAAAGAGAUCCAACUCGAUAUAUUCAGAGAUUAUGGUACAAACGUCGCCUUGUACCCCAAGUUUCAGCAAUACCUGCGUGAUAGUCGUGUUCCCGUGUUGGCCGUGUGGGGAAAGAACGACGAGAUUUUCCCGGCGCCAGGGGCGGAAGCAUUCAAGGGGGACGUGAAAGACCUCAAGCUUGUGUUGUUGGAUGGUGGACAUUUCUUGGUGCAAAGCCAUACCGCUGAAAUUGGGCAGUUGAUACUGGAGUUCUUCGCCGAGAGGGGCAUCUGA